Messenger RNA from Orussus abietinus, 1584 nucleotides. RefSeq names its product required for meiotic nuclear division protein 1 homolog. Bases 198 to 1406 code for a protein of 402 amino acids. Gene Ontology annotation, biological process: positive regulation of mitochondrial translation. The transcript has 7 exons. Lineage: Eukaryota; Metazoa; Arthropoda; Insecta; Hymenoptera; Orussidae. The record is from RefSeq and is a predicted model, not a curated record.
UAUAUAUUUAUUUCGCGAUGAAAACGCACGCGGUGAAAUUAGUUUUUCUAUUUGCAUGUGUAACCUUAUGUGUAUGUAGUGUUAUGACAACAUGUCUCGUGUGAUAUACAGUCAUAGUUUAGUAAUAUGAUUUUAAAUAUUUAUAAUACAAUACGAUCAAAUUGUGCGGCGUAAAUGGACAAUUAAUUAAAUACAAAAUGCUUUUAAUAACAGUGCAGAGGUUAGUCGCCGGGAGGAUCAACACGUCAAAGCUGCAAUUGUUUACGAAUUCCGUUACCGGCUUUGUAAAUAUCCAAAGUUUCCCCUUUUCUGCAGUGUGUUAUUCAAAAGUUCACUAUGAUUCGUUUGGUGUCAAUGUCGGACAAUACAAUCAGUAUCAUAAGGGCAGUUUUUUGUCCGCAACAGGACAUAAGGGAAUUCAAGAAAAUAUUUCGGCACUUCAAAUGAAAAAACGUUCCCACAGGAAAAAAAAGUCAGCAACAAAAGAUGAUGAGACUCCGGUGCCUGGAUUUUGGAACGUGAAAGGAUGGGCCACUGCAGAAGAAUACGAUUUGGAAAGACUUGUAAUUGGUUUAAAUGAGCAAAAUUUAUAUAAGCCAAGGGAAAUAACUACACCUACAAGAUCUCUACCCUAUGCUAUACAUGCAGUGGCCAAAUAUGAAGUAGGAAAUGAACCAAGAGAAAUUUUUUUUUUUCAAGAGGGCUCUGUUAUUAUGUGGAACAUUUCUGAAUUAGAAGGCAGCAAUGUUUUAUUGUUUUUAAAGCAAUAUGAAGAAAAUAGUUAUUCAAAUUUUUUGGUACAUGCUGAAAGCGAAUUAAUGUCUUACACAUAUGGGGAACCAGGAAAGAAAAAUCAUAUUAAAGAUGGAAUUAUUGUUUUAAAUAAUAAUGCUUCCUACCUAGAAAAAUAUACAUUUUCUAAUGCCAUAUCACAGACAGUGAAGCUUGGCAUUUGGGAAGCAUCAUUAGACCAUUAUGUUAGUUCAAUAGAGUUUGUAACAGAAGACUUAAAAGCUGGAAGACAAAUUAGAAUGAGUCGUGAAGAAGUACUGAGGAAGCAGGGAGAACUCUUUGCUUUGAGGCAUUUAAUUAAUCUAAGUUCAGACUUGCUAGAUACACCUGACUUUUAUUGGGAGAGAGAUGAGCUUGAAGCAUUAUAUCUACAAACUUGUGGAUAUUUCAGUAUCGCGAAACGCACAAGGGUAAUGAAUGAAAAAAUAAAUCACUGCGUCGAAUUGGUGGAACUAUUAUCUUCUCAUCUAAGCGAUCGUCAUCAUGUACGCCUAGAGUGGAUGAUUAUUGUAUUAAUCAUGGUAGAAGUGGGCUUUGAGACAUUACAUUAUAUUGAUCGGUAUCUAGCAAAACAGGAAGUGGAAUACACUAAUGACAAAUUCAUCGCUUGGUGAACCAUUACAGUCAUUAUUGAGGAAAAAUUAAUAAUUACAGAAAGACCAUAAAAUGUCUGAUCUAUAACAGUUUCGACGCCUUGACACGCACAGAACCCUUUGCUUGGUUUGAAUUUUUCCAUUUGUACGAUUGUACAAGCUGUUCUCGAAAUUCAGACUCUAACCUCACGUAAGUCCC